Messenger RNA from Dunckerocampus dactyliophorus (ringed pipefish), 564 nucleotides. It is a transcript of the gene cib3, whose product is annotated as calcium and integrin binding family member 3. NCBI's taxonomy places the organism in Eukaryota, Metazoa, Chordata, Actinopteri, Syngnathiformes, Syngnathidae. The record is from RefSeq and is a predicted model, not a curated record. The transcript is spliced from 6 exons. Gene Ontology annotation, molecular function: calcium ion binding. The coding region runs from base 1 to 564 and encodes 187 amino acids.
AUGGGAAAUAAACAGACUGUCUUCACGGCAAAGCAGCUGGACGCCUAUCAGGACUGUACAUAUUUUACAAGAAAGGAAAUUCUCAGACUCUUCCACCGCUAUCAUGAUUUGGCACCGCAGCUCGUUCCCCUUGACUACACCAACCAGCCAGAUGUGAAGCUCCCAUAUGAGCUGAUUGGCAGCAUGCCGGAGCUGAAGGACAAUCCAUUUCGUCAGAGGAUCGCUGAGGUUUUCUCGGAGGACGGAAAGGGAAACAUGACGCUGGAUGACUUCCUGGACAUGUUCUCUGUUCUGAGUGAGAUGGCGCCGCGGGACCUUAAGGCCUACUACGCGUUUAAGAUUUACGACUUCAACGACGACGACUUCAUCUGCAAGUCGGACCUGGAGAAGACGCUGAACAAACUGACCCGCAAUGAGCUGACAGAGGACGAGGUGCGCAUGGUGUGCGAGAAGGUGCUGGAUGAAGCAGACCUGGACAACGACGGGCGUCUGUCGCUGGAGGAUUUCGAGCACAUGAUCAUCCGAGCACCAGACUUCCUCAGCACCUUCCACAUAAGAAUAUAA